Molecule: messenger RNA, 579 nt
Organism: Aspergillus clavatus NRRL 1
Lineage: Eukaryota; Fungi; Ascomycota; Eurotiomycetes; Eurotiales; Aspergillaceae
Gene: sec11
Product: signal peptidase complex catalytic subunit SEC11
Exons: 3
Coding region: 1-579 (192 amino acids)
Cellular component (GO): signal peptidase complex; membrane
Molecular function (GO): serine-type endopeptidase activity
Source: RefSeq, a predicted model, not a curated record
AUGCUGUCCUUUCUAUCGUCGAACCUGUCGAGCACACGGCAGUCCCUCGCGCAAGUCCUGAACUUCGCCUUGGUCCUAUCCACAGCGUUCAUGCUGUGGAAGGGCCUCUCGGUGUUCACUGCAAGCUCCUCGCCGAUUGUCGUGGUGUUGUCCGGCUCUAUGGAGCCCGCGUUCCAGAGAGGCGAUCUGCUGUUCCUGUGGAAUCGCAGCCCGCGGGCCGAACUGGGCGAAAUCGUCGUGUACAAUGUCCGGGGCAAGGAUAUCCCGAUCGUGCAUCGCGUGGUGCGCACGUUCCCCGAGGUCGAAGGCAAGGCGAAGAAGGUGAAGGAGAUUACCGGGACCUCGUCGAUUCCUCCCAAUAUGCUCCUCACCAAGGGCGACAACAACGUGGCCGACGACACCGAGCUGUACGCUAAGAACCAGGACUUUCUACACCGCGAGGAGGAUAUUGUCGGCAGUGUGCGUGGGUACAUGCCCAUGGUGGGCUACGUGACCAUCAUGCUGAGUGAGCAUCCGUGGCUCAAGACAGUGUUGCUUGGGAUCAUGGGGUUGAUGGUUAUACUGCAGAGGGAACAAUAG